GUGAUUUCCGACUGAAAUGUAAACAAACAAAUCGUCACCAAUAAAAAAAGUUAAAAAAUCACCAAAAAUUAAGCCGAAACUCCGAUGUUACGCCAACAGUGAAUGUAAAAUAUGAAAUUUAUCAACGUGUCCGAUGUACUUAGGAAGUUAAAACGUACCGAUGGCGCGUCACGUCGCUUAUUCUUCGGAUUAUUCGGUGUAGCCAUAUUUUUGCUUUACUUCGGCCCUUCCGUUUUGCGAUGGAUCUUCUCGUCAUCCAGUCGUGUGAACAUUCAUGAUCCCCUUUUGCGGUGUAUUGACGAUCGACUUACUCCUUAUUAUUCGCUUUUUCACGAUAACGACGCGUACAUCCAUUACCCAAAGACAGAGCAUUCGCCGACAGAACAUUCCUUCAUCCCGUAUGUCGGCAACGGAUUUUUUGGCUUGACCAUCGAGAAAGAUGCCCAUUUGACGAUAAAACAAGGACGAAGUCUCGAACUCGACGUGAAUUUCCAUCCGGUAGUGUCAGUGCUGCCGAAAAAUAACAAAGAAAAUCACGAGGAAACUUUUGUGACGGAUUAUUACAAAGGAAUUGUCAAGAGAUUUACCUGUUAUCGCGGUUUUUAUGCGAAUUUCGAGUAUUAUGCGCAUCGAAAUUUCAAGGAACUCUUUUUGCAAAGUAUUGUCAUCACGAAUACUUUGAACGACGUGAUCGAUGUAGAGCUCGUGUUACCUCGCGUGUCAGAUUGGACCGCCAAUAAGAACAUUAUUAAGCUUCAGGCGGGGGCUUAUGCGCAAGAUUUUCAAGUGAUGACUGGCAUGAUUGACAUUCCGAACACCAAAAAGUCGAAAAUUGUCUCGAUCGUGUAUCGGAAUGUGCCUCGGAUUCUCACACUGAAGAAACGGGGAGUCACCAAAGUUGAUCUCUUCACGACAAUUUCAUAUUCGGACCCCAUCGACAAGGCCCAGUACAACCACUUGAAGGACCCAAUCGAGAAAGACGCCGUCGAAAAGAUGAAAAACGUGCUGGAGGAAUUUUAUCAAAGUGAAUCAAGUGAAUUUACCUUUAAACGAUCGCACACGGAUGUCUGGAAAAACAUUUGGUUCACGGGAUUUCAAAUUUCGCCGUCAAAAGCGGAAAAUGCCCUCAACGGAGACCGCAUUAACCACACGAUGUACAUUAUUUUGUCGCAGGUGAGGGCAUUCGAGUCGGAACAAUCGAUCACGCCCGUGAAGAGACAAGAAAUUUUCAACGCUUUGUCGUACAGCGAAAAUUGUUAUGCCCAUUAUCCGACCUUGCAAGCGGAAAAUUUGUGGAAAAGUCUCACCUCGUUGGAAGAAAUCAACAAUUUGGUUCGUAUUUGGUUGUUAACACUCGAAAAAAAUGGUUGUCAUAAUCUGUUGAAGGCUGGCGCCUCUGGUUUGAUUCAAGCAAUGGUCCUCAGUUUCGGUGGUUUUCGUUUUAGCAACAACCAUCUUGAAUUUAACAUCCAUCCAAAGCAUUUGCAUCGCGAUUAUCACUUCCGUCGCUUGAAUUACGGCAACUUGACGCACGUAAAUGUCUCGGUUUCCGUCAAUUCCGAGAACAAAGCGGUACUUUUCGUGUCUGUGGAUCGUGCAGAGGAUAAAUUACCGUAUUACGCAUGUGAUGGCGGAUGCUUAGACGAACCAGUUCCAUUGACGCACACUCCCAAAGAGAUGCCAGUUAAGCUAACGGAGCCAUUGACGUCGUUGCUGUACAUUGCAACCGAUAAGGAUCACAUUGAUGACUUGAAACAUGCGUUGCAUGUGAAGGAAAUUAUUGAAGCUCCUGCUCACCAAUCUCACAUUUUGAAUCUACAUAAACACGGACACAGUAAUUUGGGAGGACUACCGACGCUGUUUUGGUUCUCCAUUUGUGCAAUCAUCCUAAUUUUCCACGUUUUUCUCUUUAGACUUAUCAUUAAGGAGUAUUGCGGCGAUGGAGGCAGUGAAAAAAUCAAAUAUCGUUAUUUGAAACCGUAAAAAAUUAUGUUUCCAUGCCGUUUUCCCCUUUGUUGAGUGAUAGAAAGUACUAAUAAACUAAUAACAAUAAAUAAUUUAAUGAAUAAAAUUAUAAAUAAAUACAUACGAGAAUUAAAUUAAAA
Molecule: messenger RNA, 2105 nt
Organism: Culicoides brevitarsis
Lineage: Eukaryota; Metazoa; Arthropoda; Insecta; Diptera; Ceratopogonidae
Exons: 3
Coding region: 112-1983 (623 amino acids)
Source: RefSeq, a predicted model, not a curated record